This is a messenger RNA of Owenia fusiformis, 1934 nucleotides long. NCBI's taxonomy places the organism in Eukaryota, Metazoa, Annelida, Polychaeta, Sabellida, Oweniidae. The record is from the annotation of a GenBank genome assembly.
AGAUUACCAUGAGAAUGGGUCUCUCUUUGAUUACCUCAACAAGUAUGAGAUUGAUACUGCACGAAUGAUGAAGUUUGCUAUAAGUAUGGCAAAUGGUAUUGUGCAUCUACAUACAGAAAUAACUGGAGUAUUAGGGAAACCAGCUAUCGCACACAGAGAUCUGAAAUCAAAAAAUAUUCUUGUUAAGUCAAACCACACAUGUUGCAUAGCAGAUUUAGGGCUGGCCGUGCGGCAUGAAUCUUACACAGACACCGUUGACAUAUCACACAAUGGUAACAGAGUUGGAACGAAACGCUACAUGGCACCAGAGGUGUUAGAUGAUUCCAUAAAUCAAGCUCACUUCGAAUCAUUCAAGCGUGCAGAUGUAUAUGCUAUGGGGCUGGUGCUUUGGGAGAUAGCACGAAGGUGUAAUGGUUGUGGUAUUGUUGAUGAGUAUCAACUCCCCUACUAUGAUCUGGUUCCCUCAGAUCCCAGCAUUGAAGACAUGAAGAAAGUUGUGUGUGCAGACAAACUCAGACCUUCAGUUCCAAACAGAUGGCAAACAAAUGAGGCCAUGCAAGUUAUGGGUAAAGUUAUGAAAGAAUGCUGGUUUCACAACGGUGCUGCACGCCUCACUGCACUGAGAGUCAAGAAAACUCUUUCCUCGCUAGGGGAAUCAAUGAACCUGAAGAAAUAACAGUGCUUUUAAGGAGCCUAAACAGUGUAUAUAUUAGUCAUAGUGUUUCUAAGGAGUCUUUGUGCAAUUGUGCGAUAUCAUAGCUAUAAUCUCAAUGUGCCAACAAUGAUACAACUGAAAUGACGAUGCAUUCUCCCAAUACAUUACAUUUCUCUUUAAGUUCUAAGUUUGCCCUCUUCAGUUGGUAAACCAAAAUUUUGAUCUUCCAUAUUUUAGAGGCCAAAUGCAGAUAAUCCAAACCUUUACGGUAUCAUUUAUUUUACCAGUUAUGAUUGGAUCCCAAAGAUGAAAACUCCUUACAGUAUACACAGUUCUGUUACUAGGAGGUUAAUGUAUGGUGUGCACAGAGAAUGGAGCACUUGGAGAAUGCGAACAAUGCUCAGAUAGACCAUGAUAUAUUUAUAUAUCUGUAUAUAUUUCAUAUACUCUGAUACAUAAACCUUGUAUCUGACAUUCUCUCACUGAAGUUUUAACACUUCAAUACUUCAGAAGAAUACUCUGAAUAACAGUGCUAGUCAAAGUAGAUAAGCAAUACAGUGUAAAUAUUUUUAAAUAGUACCUGACUACCAAUAGAUACUGGAAAAUUUGAAAUGUCUGUUUAGGUGACAUUUUACUUUUACUUUUCCCAUUUUUCCUGGGUUUAAAAUAUUUCAGGGUUAGGGAUAUAAGUUUGAAAUACCCAGAUGAGGUUCUGGGCAGUGAGAAGUUAACCUCAUUGCUAUUAUUUGCUACAGAAGAGAUACAUGUCAUAUCUGUAGUCAUUUGAAAACCUAGCAUGCCAAGUCUUAACCAGUCAUGUUGUGAUUUUAUAUUUGAUCUUUCUGACCAAAGAGAAACUGUUGUUGCAAAGGGUGCAAUAUGGAAUUGCAAUACAAUUUGUUGAGUGCAAAAAGAGAAAAGUUGCAAUUGAAGAAGUGAAUCAUCCCAAGAGUAACUAUGAACUACCUCGCCACAGUUGUUUCUCAAAACUCAGCCUUUGCAAUAAAAUCAUGAUCUCAUUCGAAAGUGGAAAUUUGAUUUAUUUUCUUGAAAAACGAUAAGAAGAAUUCUUCAUGUGAUGUGCAUUUUCAUGAUAGGUUAAUGACUAGAGGAAAGCCAUCAGAUUUACAGAUAUUUAAGAACUAUUGAAUUAUUGAAAAAGUUCCUCUCACUGUCAAAUAUUGCAGCAUUAGUACAUUGCAGUGUUAGCGCAUUGCAGCAUUGCAGUGUGGUGGUGCUCGGAAAGCCUGCUCCCAACAUUUAAAUUCUGUAAAAUUAG